Molecule: messenger RNA, 922 nt
Organism: Ananas comosus (pineapple)
Lineage: Eukaryota; Viridiplantae; Streptophyta; Magnoliopsida; Poales; Bromeliaceae
Exons: 1
Coding region: 32-922 (296 amino acids)
Source: RefSeq, a predicted model, not a curated record
ACAUGACGACAUCCUUGUAACAGGGAACAGUAUGCAAGAAAUCAUGGCCCUUAAACAAUUCUUACUCAAGAAAUUUUUAAUCAAGGAUCUGGGAAAACUUGGUUAUUUUUUGGGUAUAGAAUUUUCUCAUUCUAAAAAGGGUAUUUUUAUGUCCCAGCGCAAAUAUGCGCUAGAUAUUUUGGAAGAUUCUGGUCACACAGGUUCACGGCCGGAGAGCUUCCCAAUGGAACAAAAUGUUAAAUUAACACUCACAGAUGGAGAAAAAUUACAUGAUCCAAUGAGGUACAGACGAUUGAUCGGUCGGUUGAUCUAUUUAACGGUAACGAGACCGGAUAUUGUUUAUUCUGUGCGCACAUUAUCUCAAUACAUGCAUGAACCGAGAAAACCACAUUGGGAAGCAGCUAUUCGGGUUUUAAAGUAUAUUAAAAGUACUCCGGGGCAAGGUUUGUUGUUGCCGCGCGAAAAUAAUUUGAAGUUGACAGCCUUUUGUGACUCAGAUUGGGCAGGUUGUCGUACAACGCGACGUUCCAUUUCAGGUUAUUGCAUAUUUUUGGGAAGUUCAUUAAUCUCAUGGAAGUCAAAGAAGCAGACUAAUGUUUCCAGGUCUUCGGCAGAAGCAGAAUACAGAUCCAUGGCAAAUACAUGUCUUGAGUUGACUUGGAUCCAUUAUUUGCUUCGUGAUCUAAGAGUAAGUCAGACGGGGCCGGCAUCUUUGUUUUGUGAUAAUCAAGCAGCAUUACAUAUAGCAGCGAAUCCUGUUUUUCAUGAACGAACAAAACACAUCGAGAUAGAUUGUCACAUUGUUAGAGAGAAGUUGCAGUCAGGGAUGAUCAAACCACAGUAUGUCCCUACACGAUUACAGCUAGCAGAUAUCUUCACAAAGGCUUUGGGUCGUGAACAAUUUCAGUUCUUGAGANAAUGA